This is a messenger RNA of Gavialis gangeticus (Gharial), 2577 nucleotides long. RefSeq names its product signal transducer and activator of transcription 2 (gene STAT2). Gene Ontology annotation, biological process: regulation of cell population proliferation; response to peptide hormone; cell surface receptor signaling pathway via JAK-STAT. The transcript has 26 exons. Lineage: Eukaryota; Metazoa; Chordata; Crocodylia; Gavialidae. Gene Ontology annotation, molecular function: DNA-binding transcription factor activity, RNA polymerase II-specific; RNA polymerase II cis-regulatory region sequence-specific DNA binding. The record is from RefSeq and is a predicted model, not a curated record. Bases 106 to 2538 code for a protein of 810 amino acids.
CGGGGCAGUGGCGGGAGGGCCGCGUACAGCCGGCACGGCGCCUUAAAGGGGCCUCGUCCGGGAGCGGCGGUGGUGGGCUGCGCGGGGCAGAUAUCCCCCCCAGCCAUGGCACAGUGGGAGAAGGUGCAGGAGCUGGGCAGAACCCACCUGGAGCAGGUGCUUCAGCUGUAUCGCAGCGACCUGCUGCCCAUGGAGGUGCGGCAUUGCCUGGCCGCCUGGAUCGAGGACCAGGCCUGGCAGCAGGCAGCAGAGCCGGGCUCAUCGCAGGCACGUAUGCUGCUGUAUGCACUGCUGGCAAAACUGGAUGAGCAGUAUGGGCGCUGCAACACUGAGGCUGAUGGCUUUGUGCUGCAGCACAACCUGCGCAAGGCCAAACACGAUCUGCAGGCCAGGUAUGAGGAGUGCCCCGAGGAGCUGGCCAACGUUAUUGCCAACCUGCUGCGGGAGGAGAAGAGGAUCCUGAGCCUGGGGCUUGAGGCCCAGCAGCAGAAGAUAGAGCAGCGCCUGAACGAGAUGCAGGAGUCCAUGCAGAACCUGGAACGCUCGGUGCGGCACCUGGAAGAACUGCAGGACACCUUUGACUUUGUCUACAAGAUAAACCAGGUCAGCUAUCAGCACGACCCGCUGGAGACGGAGCCGGGGCUGCUGGAGCGCCGCAUCCGUGAACAGCUUGCCAGCCUCCUGCGCAGUGCCUUUGUGGUGGAGGAACAGCCGGCCAUGCCCCAUCCCAGCCGGCGCCAGCUGGUGCUCAGGACCAACCAGAAGUUUUCCACCUGCAUCAGGCUCCUGGUGAAGCUGCAGGACCGGAACCAGCAGUUGGUGGUGAAGAUGGAGUGUGACAAGGAUCCCCCAAAUGUGAAGGGGUUCCGGCGCUUCAAUAUCCUGACAUCGCCCAACAAGACGCUGAUGCUGGACGAGAGGCAUCGCAAAGGGCUGGUCUGCGACUUCCGCCAUGUGACGCUGAAGGAGCAGAAGGCUGUGGGCUCUGGCAAGGGCAGCAAAGGUGCCAGUGAGGGCCUGCUACCGGUAACGGAGGAGCUGCACCUCAUCACCUUCACGUUAGACUACAAGUACCAGGAUGUGGAGCUGCAGCUGCAGACAUCCACUCUGCCCGUGGUGGUCAUCUCCAAUGUCUGCCAGGCCUCAGCUGCCUGGGCCUCCAUCCUCUGGUUCAACCUACUCAGCCUUAAUCCCAAGGACCAGCUGUUCUUCCAGACGCCCCCCCCUGCUCCCUGGCCUGUGCUGGCCGAGGCGCUGAGCUGGCAGUUCAUGGCUGCUGCCGGGCGUGGGCUGGACCCCAACCAACUGCACAUGCUGGCUGAGAAGCUCUUUGGUAUGAUGGGGCUGAUCUUGGGCUUUGUGAGCAAGAAGCGGGAGCGGCAGCUGCUGCGGCGGCGGCAGACUGGGACCUUCCUGUUGCGCUUCAGCGAGAGCUGCCGUGAGGGCGGCAUCACCUUCACCUGGGUGGAGCACGGGAGCAGCGACCGCCCCGAGUUCUGCUCCGUGGAGCCCUACACCAAGGUGGAGCUGGAGUCACUGCCGCUGGCCGACAUCAUUCGUGACUACCACAUGCUGGCACACAAGAAUGUGCCCGAGAACCCGCUCAAACUGCUGUACCCCUCGCAGCCCCGAGACGAGGCCUUUGGGGCCUAUUACAGCAACAGCCGCAAAGUGGAUCUGCUGGCCCAGAGGAAGUAUCUGAACCGCCGGCUCAUCCCAGUCUCCUCUAGUUUCUCCCUACAGGACUCCCCUCCCGGCUUCUCCUUCUGGACCUGGCUGGAGGGGAUCUUGGAGCUGAUCCAUAAGUACCUCUCCCUGCUGUGGAAGGAUGGGCUGAUCUUGGGCUUUGUGAGCAAGAAGCGGGAGCGGCAGCUGCUGCGGCGGCGGCAGACUGGGACCUUCCUGUUGCGCUUCAGCGAGAGCUGCCGUGAGGGCGGCAUCACCUUCACCUGGGUGGAGCACGGGAGCAGCGACCGCCCCGAGUUCUGCUCCGUGGAGCCCUACACCAAGGUGGAGCUGGAGUCACUGCCGCUGGCCGACAUCAUUCGUGACUACCACAUGCUGGCACACAAGAAUGUGCCCGAGAACCCGCUCAAACUGCUGUACCCCUCGCAGCCCCGAGACGAGGCCUUUGGGGCCUAUUACAGCAACAGCCGCAAAGUGGAUCUGCUGGCCCAGAGGAAGUAUCUGAACCGCCGGCUCAUCCCAGUCUCCUCUAGGCAGGUGGAUGACCCCCCCAGCCAGACAGAGGAGGGGGCAGCCCCAGCCCCGGUAGUGGAGCUGGAGCCCAGGGAUGUACUGGGGCCAGAGGACCUGGAGCUCAUUGAGGGGUUGAGCCUGGAGCCUGGAGCCAUGGAGCAGCUGGAGGAAAGCCUGGUGCUGGAAGGCAUCCUGCCCGAUGUGUUGCAGCGGGGGACUGACCCCUACAUGCCGACCCCGGACGAUGGGGUCCUGCUGGAACCAGGCAGCCCAGAGUCCCUGUUUGCCGAGGCUGGGGACAUCCCCCUUCUACAGGUUGACUCCAGGGACUUCCAGUGAUGGCAAUUUAUUGGGGGUCCCCCAGACCCUGUCCUGUCA